Symbiodinium necroappetens is the source of this 594-nucleotide messenger RNA. The record is from the annotation of a GenBank genome assembly. Lineage: Eukaryota; Dinophyceae; Suessiales; Symbiodiniaceae.
GCGGAGGUGCCCGAGGGCGCGGCAGUGCCCGAGCUGGUGAAGCUCCGGCAGGCACGGGACGACAAGCUGGCAGCAGAGAAGAAGCAGGCCCUCGAAGAGAAGCAGAAGCAGCGACAGGAGGAGCGGGCGAAGCUCAAAGAGCGGACCGAGGCCUACGAGAAGGAGUAUGCCGACACCGCAUCGGAGCUCGUGAAGCUCCGCCGGGAGGCGAAGCUCAACGGAAACUUCUUUGUGGAGCCGGAGGCGAAGUUGCUCUUCGUUGUCCGCAUUGCGGGCAUCAUCAAGAUGAGCCCAAAGCCCAGGAAGGUGCUCCAGCUGCUCCGACUCAAGCAGCUGCACAAUGGCGUGUUCCUGAAGGUGAACAAGCCCAUCCUGAACAUGCUCAAGCUCGUCCAGCCGUAUGUGACCUAUGGCUACCCAUCCUUGAAAACGGUGCGUGAGCUUGUCUACAAGCGCGGCUUCGGCAAGGUGAACAAGCAGCGCCUUCCCCUCGCAUCGAACGACAUCAUCUCAGACAACUUGGGCAAGUAUGGCAUCCAUGGCAUGGAAGACAUCAUCCACGAGAUUUACACUGUCGGCCCAAGCUUCAAGCAG